Messenger RNA from Humulus lupulus (European hop), 1932 nucleotides. Its product is annotated as dihydroorotate dehydrogenase (quinone), mitochondrial. Gene Ontology annotation, molecular function: dihydroorotate dehydrogenase activity. NCBI's taxonomy places the organism in Eukaryota, Viridiplantae, Streptophyta, Magnoliopsida, Rosales, Cannabaceae. The transcript has 11 exons. Gene Ontology annotation, cellular component: cytoplasm; mitochondrial inner membrane. The coding region runs from base 267 to 1634 and encodes 455 amino acids. The record is from RefSeq and is a predicted model, not a curated record. Gene Ontology annotation, biological process: pyrimidine ribonucleotide biosynthetic process; 'de novo' pyrimidine nucleobase biosynthetic process.
GUAGGAAUAAAGAUCCAAUGGUCAGCACAUUCAUCAUGACCCGAUUCUUUGACCCGAAUAUUACAGAAAGGUCGACGAAACCACCGCCACCACCAUAUAUGAAUUCAUCUCAGUCCAGGCCUACUAAACUUACGUUGCACUGACCAAAAACGGCCUCUUUCAAUCUCAACCUCAAUCCUACUUUCAUCUUUUGUUACCAGAGUUUUAAUUUAAAGUUUCAAUUUUUCCCUUUUAGUAGUUUCUUUGUUUCGUUAAUUUGACUUGUCAUGGCGGCAAGGGCUUGGAAAAAGUUAUAUAGAGAUUUUUACCACAGAAGGGCAUUUUCUAGUCCUAUUGCAAGUGCUAGACAUUGCUCUUCUACUGCAGAAACUGCUCCUAAAAUCCCUCAUUUUUCCAAGAAGGGGAGGUUACUGACAGGGGCAACAAUAGGGCUAGUUAUAGCUGGAGGAGCUUACGUUAGCACAGUGGAUGAAGCUACUUUCUGUGGCUGGCUAUUUUCUGCUACAAAAUUGGUGAAUCCUUUAUUUGCCCUGCUGGAUCCAGAGUUUGCUCACACAUUAGCUGUCUCAGCUGCAUCUCGUGGUUGGGUUCCAAGGGAGAAGAGACCUGAUCCAUCAAAUUUAGGGUUAGAAGUUUGGGGAAGAAAGUUCUCCAACCCAUUAGGUCUUGCUGCGGGAUUUGAUAAAAAUGCUGUGGCUGUUGAUGGAUUACUUGGUCUAGGCUUUGGCUUUGUUGAGGUUGGUUCUGUAACCCCCGUUCCACAGGAGGGCAAUCCUAAGCCUCGCAUUUUCAGAUUGUGUGAGGAAGGUUCUAUCAUCAAUCGGUGUGGCUUUAAUAGUGAAGGAAUUGUUGCUGUUGCAAAGAGGUUGGGUGUGCAACAUGGCAAAAGGAAAUUGGAUGAAACUUCAAGUACCACAUCUUCCUCUAAUGAAGAUGUAAAACAAGGAGGCAAAGCUGGCCCUGGCAUUUUGGGGGUUAAUCUUGGCAAGAAUAAGACAAGUGAAGAUGCUGCUGCAGACUAUGUUCAAGGAGUACACACAUUGUCCCAGUAUGCUGAUUACUUGGUGAUUAAUGUUUCAUCGCCCAACACCCCAGGGCUACGUAUGCUUCAGGGAAGAAAGCAAUUGAAGGACCUUGUAAAGAAGGUCCAAGCUGCUCGUGAUGAAAUGCAGUGGGGGGAAGAGGGUCCACCUCCAUUGCUUGUGAAAAUUGCACCAGACUUGUCAAAAGAAGACCUUGAAGAUAUUGCAGCAGUUGCCUUAGCCCUUCGUUUGGAUGGAUUGAUAAUAUCAAAUACAACCGUUUCAAGACCAGAGAGUACAAGUAAAAAUCCAGUAGCUGCGGAAGCUGGUGGUCUAAGUGGGAAGCCUCUCUUUGGUAUCUCUACUGAUCUAUUGAAGGAGACGUACAUUUUGACAAGGGGAAAAAUUCCUUUAAUAGGUUGUGGGGGCAUUAGCAGUGGUGAAGAUGCAUAUAACAAAAUAAGAGCUGGGGCUACCCUUGUUCAGCUAUAUACAGCAUUUGCCUACGGAGGACCUGCUCUCAUUCCCCAAAUCAAGGCUGAAUUAGCAGAGUGCUUAGAAAGGGAUGGCUUCAAGUCUGUCAUUGAAGCAGUUGGUGCAGAUUGCAGAUAACUAGGGACCUCAAAUUGAGUAUGAUUACUUACAAGACCCUUUUCAUAGCUAUAUCUGUGCCAUUGUUGAAUAAUAACCAUGGGUUCCAUGGUGCGAUUUUUUUUAUGCGGGUCUUCAUUUAUCUUUAACUGUUUACUCUUUUGUGGGUAUUUCAAAAGCUUGGACUUGUAAGAUAUGAUUUUUUGGGGGAAAUGAAUUAAAUAGGCAGUUGCUUUUCCAAGUUCACAUGAACUUUCUGGCUAUACUUCGUUGAUGUUAUUUUUACUGAUUGUUAUAUAUUUAUUUCUUCUUUUGCUAA